GAUCGGUGUAGUCUGUGUUGUGUGACGUUUUUAGCCAUAGCACGACUUUAAUUCUAAAAACUACUAACAAACAUACUGCAUUUUAUUUCACGAAAUCAAUCGUUUGCGAAAAGUAUUUAUUUAAAAUUAGAAUAAUAAAUCUAAAUCGAACAACGAAUAUAGCAAUAAGAACCAUUGGUUGGGAUGUCCGAUUUUAGUUUGUGACGUCAUGCGCAAAACAGUUCAUUCCUCAUUCCCUCCGUAUAUCUAUCCAGCUGUCCGUGGUUUGGCAGUCCGGUGAACGAAUUUCUCAGGGUGAUUAUUACGUAGGUUUUAUGUUGGUGGCCUUUUCCACGAACGACGGUGGAAAUUCAAGGUGUUAUAAUAUCGAUACACGAUCGAGUGCCAAUCGGAAAUCUGUUAGGUAGAAUUAAUUUUGAACAACCUAUAACGGUAUUGUACGAUAGGGUGGCCUUCGGACUGACAAACGGUAAAGACGUACGCAGCAGAAACAACUGGCGUUUUCGUAUAUGUGACGAGGUUUCUCGAAGUAACCGUCGUGCGGAAUUGUGAUUUCUUUUAUUGAAAAACAAUAUUAACGUGAGUUGUGGACGGUAUUGUAACGUUUGGGAUUUACUUGUAUCAACGGUUUGGGAGCGACAAGCCUAUUUGUGAGGGAUGUCUACCCCCGCAAGAAGGAGACUAAUGAGAGACUUUAAGAGAUUACAAGAAGAUCCACCUACUGGAGUAUCAGGAGCACCUACAGACAAUAAUAUUAUGAUAUGGAACGCAGUUAUAUUUGGACCACAUGACACUCCAUUUGAAGAUGGUACCUUUAAACUUACAAUAGAAUUUACAGAAGAAUAUCCAAACAAACCACCUACAGUGAGAUUUAUUAGUAAGAUGUUUCACCCCAAUGUGUAUGCUGAUGGAGGCAUCUGUUUGGACAUAUUACAGAAUCGUUGGAGCCCUACUUAUGACGUAUCUGCUAUUCUAACAUCCAUACAGUCGCUGUUAAGUGACCCGAACCCGAAUUCGCCUGCCAACUCCAUGGCAGCACAACUGUACAAAGAGAACCGACGUGAAUAUGAGAAGCGAGUGAAGGCUUGCGUGGAGCAGAGUUUUACGGAUUAGUCGCAGGCGUUUCCACAAUGCUGUUGCAGCAUCAAUCAGCCACCUACAGCCAUCAGAUACAGUGGAGAACGUGCAGCCUUACCAAGAAGCUAACGCUAAAUAUAUUAGCAUGUUUCUUCCUAAAGCUCUAUUGAACUACCACAAUGUGCAACAUUAGACCGAAUUUUUACAAUGUUGAAUAAUAAAUUAUUAUAAAAUUGUGUAUUUA
This is a messenger RNA of Eufriesea mexicana, 1321 nucleotides long. RefSeq names its product ubiquitin conjugating enzyme 6 (gene Ubc6). The record is from RefSeq and is a predicted model, not a curated record. Lineage: Eukaryota; Metazoa; Arthropoda; Insecta; Hymenoptera; Apidae. The coding region runs from base 658 to 1113 and encodes 151 amino acids. The transcript is spliced from 4 exons.